UUAUUAUUCAAGUGGUCAUUCGAGGAAAGAGCUUCAACAUGGAAGGUACUCACUACAAAUGUCUGAUCUUUCUUUUCUUCUUCUACUCUUUGAAUACAGGUGGUUUUUCUCAAGAAACAUUUACUAGAAAACCUUAUGCAGAUAUUGAAGAUGAAGAGCCACUAGACCAAGAAGACGACUAUGAUGCUGGUGCAAGUGAUGCUGGUUCAGGCGGCGGCGGCGGAGGAACAGAAAGUGAACCUAACGGUGCUCCAGAAGCAUUGCAUAUAUUGAAAAACAAUGCCACGACUUACACCGCUACUUGGAAUGAAGUACCUGAACACUUGAGAAAUGGUUUGGUAAUAAAUUACGAAGUGAGAUGGAUCAUGAUACGAAAAGGAAAUCUAUCUACUCCAGGACAUCCGCCGUUUACUAGGUGUAAAGUAAAUGGUUUCUCUUAUACGAUGCAUGGGUUAUCAUUGUGUGCACAGUACAGUAUAUCUGUUAGGGCGUACACACGCGUUGGACCUGGACCAUACAGUGCACCAGUCAACAUAACAACACAACGACCUGGUGCACCAUUACAUUUUAUAGCGUCGUUAAAGAAGAAUGGCACUGUGCUACUUACGUGGGAGAAGCCCGCUAAUACCAAAGAUUCCCUUCAGUCAGUUUAUACGGUUGAAUGCGAAAGCUCAAAGUUUUAUUGGAAGUCAAACAAGCAAAGAACAACAAGCCUCACUAUCUCAAAUCUUAUACCAAAAACAAACUGCACAUUCAAGGUGUUUGCCACUACAGAAUGUGGUGACAGCCCUAAGAGCAUUGCUAGAGUUACCACAGCAAUAGACCGUAAGUAUAACACUGAGUUAAACUCCAUGUAUCUUGAUAUUUUAGUGGAGAGCCGUUACCGUAACUUUCCGAUAAGAAAGGUCUUUGGGUCAAUUUAAAUCGUAGUGGGGUUCACGGGGCAUAAAUAUCAUAGUAAUUAUCAUUUUCUUUCUGUUCAUGAACUCAACUAUUUCAUGAAAGUCACCCGAACGUGAAGAUAUUACAAAUCACGAUCGGGAGGCCGAUCGAAAGGGGCCGUUAAAAUUAACGUAAGGUGACUCCUUACAGAUGGGCUACCUCUUUUGUUUUUGUUUUUCUCUUUGGAGAGAAAACAAACGACUUACCCAUAGCACCAGGCCCGAUCACCAUCAUAAACCACACGACUAGUACGUAAAUUGCCAAAAAGUGUAGUUAGCUUAAGUACUCGAUCCGUGUCAACUGUCGGCUAAAAAUGCAGGUCGUGAAAGCAGCUUAGUCAUAAUAUAGUGUAUCAGUGUAUCAGUAUUUUAAAAACGUAUUAAAUUGGAGGGCGAGAGCCUCAAAGAUCCUUAAAUAUAGCAGUCUCAGAACCGAAAAACGUCAAUUAUCUGGAACACAAAAGCAGCAGACUAAGCCRUCGAACCAGACAAUCGUAUCAAGGCCCAAGUAAGUGUAAAGUUCGAUUUUAUGAUACGCACGGCUAUUAAUGAUUAAUGAUUAUGCAUUGCUUUCAGUGCUGGUGUUGGACGAACUCGCACAUACAUGAUCAUUGAUGCAAUGCUGGAACAGGUCGAAAGCAAAAAGACAAUAGAUAUUUACAAUACUCCCAUUUCGAGCUCGCCUUUGCUCAGUCUUAGCUACGAUUGUGUACAAAUGUGUUGUUUUCUUUUAUUAAGGCCCAUUGUAUAGUAAGGAAUGUACGUAAUACGAAACAAUACGAGUCGAUUUAAAUGCCACUGUUUUUGGUUCAUUAGCUAAAUAUUGUAACACACAACGUCAACCGAGGCUAAGCAAAGAGAACUCGAAACUGGAGUAUUACUUGACGGUUCAAUGCUCAGGAAAGACAGGCCCUAUAUGGUUCAAAACUCGGGAAGAUAAACACACAACRAAGGAAAUGUUACAAUGCUUCUUUAAUAGCACGCAAAAGAUCAUCGUCAUGACGAAAGAGGUUUGGUGGACGUUGAUCAAAAUGUUUAUUGAGGCCUCCGAAAUCAWUUUACUCGCGAUGGCAAAUUGUUCAAUUCAGCGCAUUUCGCAGAUGAUACUGAUGAUUUGAUUAAACAUAUUUACACAGUGAAUAAUUACUGUUUCCUCAGCGGCUGGAAUUUAUUGCCUCAUAUGAAUUAAAAGGAAAAUGUGGAUUUGGAAAGGAAGAGGAAAACACAAAGAAAAGCAGAUAU
Messenger RNA from Actinia tenebrosa (Australian red waratah sea anemone), 2183 nucleotides. Its product is annotated as contactin-3. The record is from RefSeq and is a predicted model, not a curated record. Gene Ontology annotation, molecular function: protein binding. Lineage: Eukaryota; Metazoa; Cnidaria; Anthozoa; Actiniaria; Actiniidae.